Messenger RNA from Rhagoletis zephyria (snowberry fruit fly), 11051 nucleotides. RefSeq lists its product as uncharacterized. Gene Ontology annotation, molecular function: protein binding; guanyl-nucleotide exchange factor activity. Lineage: Eukaryota; Metazoa; Arthropoda; Insecta; Diptera; Tephritidae. Gene Ontology annotation, biological process: actin cytoskeleton organization. The record is from RefSeq and is a predicted model, not a curated record.
CAUCUUUUUCUGUUUUGAUUUGUAUUUUUCAACAAACGCAGCCAGGCCAAAUAUCGCAACAGCAUCACCUAUCGAAACACUGACAACAACAAGAGAAAAAGCGUAUUCAUCACAAUUGGGAACAUUUCGUGGCAGAUAUGCCAGCACCAAGAGUCACACGUUUUUAGCAGCGUUGCAAAUCGAAGCGCGCCAGCAUUGUGAGCGAAUAAACAAAAAAAUACCCACUUCGCUGCCAACUACGUCAGAUUUGAGUCAGUUGCAACGGCCGCGGCCCUUACAAUACCAGAAGCUGACGCUGGAAUUUUCCGAUGCUGAUGAUGCGCAGCAGCUAAGACAUCCACAGAAGCAACAGUCGGAUAACAGCCUGCAACAGUCGGAUAACAGCCUGCAACAGCUGCAAAUGUCAGCGACGAAAUUGCAAAACACCGCACGUAUUACUAGCAGAGAGAAGAGCGGACGGGAGCAAAUACAACAACCAGAACAGCAGCCUCCGCUGAAAGGACAACAGCAAAUGAUAGUUGCUGAUGUUUUGUCUCCGGUUGUGGGAGUCGAUAAUGGCGAUGGCGCCAACAAAGUGGCCAAAAAACAUCAAUUCUGCACAAAUGUGUACAAGAAUAACAACAGCAAUAACGACAAUCGAAAUGAGACUACAGAAGGUGAACAAUUGCUUCCUUUGACAAGCAGUGUAUUAGCAGCGCCAACGGGUGCGCCGAGGCAAACAAUGAACGCGCAGCAUUCAUGCAAUAAUUAUGAAAACAGUCCGAAUGAUCAAAAUAAUGGCCACACGCCAUUACUGUUACCCCAGUUCCCGCCGCUCGCGUCGCAGUCGGCCUUACAAUCGCGUUCCACUGCAGCGACGGCGACAACUGAGUCAGCUUACUCGGCGGCCGUUGGUAAAAAUACGCUCAAUUUUUGUGAGCGUUGCUGUGAAAGCGCUAGCAUGGCCAGCGACAAUUAUGCUCAGGGCGCAAACGCCGAUCGCAAAAAGAAUUCGAGUGGAGAGGACCACUAUGAAUUCUAUCGCGAGUUCAACGAUUCAGUCUCAAAUCUGUCGUCGUACCGAUUCAUCUCCGAUGAUGAUGAAGUAAGCGCGAGUAUAUCUGCUAACGAAACGGUUGCCACAGAAGAAACAUUCAAUAUCGAAACCAAACACUACGAACUCAAAGGCAAUAACAGCAACAACAAAGUAGAAAAAGACAUCAUAUUAGGCAAAAAUCAAAACAUCGCGCCGUCGGGAGCGUAUUCGUACUCGAACUCGUGCUCGUACCCGCCAUUGUCCCCGGAAUCGCCAUCGUUGUUGACGCAAAAGCGUUUUCCGUUGCCAACAUUGUUGACACCCGCCGCAGCACAAACAAUAAAAAUAGCCGCACCGCGUUGUGCUUCGCCUACAAUUUGUUGUUGUAAAAUUGACAAACCCAUCAGCUUACAUUAUAACGCGACUGUUUUGGAAUACAUACCAAACGAAACAAAGGCAACGUUUCCAACACCCACGCCCGAUAUCGCAUAUUCAACAGCUCCCGUACCGAUUCCGAAUACUUCUGGAAGUACGAACAGAUUCCCAGCGGAAGAAAUCGGGUUAAGUGAAUGUUUCUACCAUGAGGAGCUUCUGUCUACAUCACUGCCAAGUAACUACGGUAGUGUGAAAAGUAUUGAAAGGCCCCUACGGAGUACCCAGCAUAACCCGAAAAGGUUCAAACCCCCUCCUCCCGAACCGCCACCGAAGCCAAAACAGGAGAGAAGACCAUUCUAUCGGACCACAAUAUAUUCGAGCUCCAGUGCAUCAGCGCUAGAGAAUCAGGGCCAGGUAGAAAAAAACUCUUACAAUAACGAGCGAUCUAGCUUAAAUGGACAGAACUUCUAUACGAACAACGGACAAAAGCUCGGAAAGCCAAAGUCGUUGGUAUCUAUUCCUUCGCAGUCAUCAACACGCUAUACACGCUAUAUUUCCAAAGAUGCUGGAAACUCUGCCCUUCAUAUUUCCAAAGAUGCUGGAAACUCUGCCCUUCAAUUGUCACCUCCCAUUGAACGAUCCGUUUCGCCAGAGCAUUGUGAGUUGUUGAGUUGCUUUGGGACGGCUAAAAAUACUCGAAGCGAGUCCGCAAAUCGAAACGACGAGCGUCUAGGUGACGCACGAGGAAAAGAAAAUAGCCGCCACGAGAAACAGCGAAUAAAAAGAAAUGAAAACAUAGAUAUAGGAAAUGAAAAGGCUGCGAAAUUUAUAGCGCGUAGUUUAAGUGAAAGCAGCUGCUUGGUGUCGGCGGUAACGACACUUGUCAAUGAAAAGUGUGCUAUCGAAAACAAAAAUAAUCACCACCACCAGCACAAGUCACAGCCUGCACGUCAAUACCUGGUAGACGCGCAAUUACAGCUACCAACAUCGUCGUCUAAUCACCAUAAUAAGAAUAAUCAUAUUAACAACAAUAAACGGCAGCAUUGGGGUGAUUUCGAGCAUAGUCAACGAAGUGCAGCCAACAGGAAAAAAUCAGCGGCGACAAGUGUCUACGCUGUCGCCGAUGUAAGUGGCGGCGUGUACGACGUUCUUGACACGCAUGCCGUGGCUAGUGGAAAUAGUAUCGCAUGUGGCGAAUGCAAUAACAACUACAAUUGCAAGGCAAGGUGUCUCGCGGAACACGCCAGGUUGGAGGCAGCGCCACCACAUUUUGGUGUGGUAAUUGGCGAGGUGUUGAGUCAAAGUUCGCAGUCAUCAAUAUCUUACUUGUCUUCCUCACUGCCAAAACGUACGCUGCGUUACGAUAGUUAUGGCCGUUUGAAGUCUGAACGGGUACCGCGUCUCCCUACUGUGACAAAAUCACUAGCCAACGGUCGCAAAGCAACCAGUGAGACGCGUCUGCAUCGUGCGUUUCAGAAUGCCUUAGCCCCAUCUGAGUGCGAUUUGCUUUCCUCUCUGUCGGUCAGUAGUAUUAAGUUUACUCCUACCUUGGGCCGAAAAUUUAAUUAUUUAAGUGAUAGAUUUGAAGACUAUGUCGUCGCGUGUGAAAAAUAUGAAUUAGGUUCUACAUGUGAAGAAAGUGAAACUACCCCGAAAUCAAAGCCGAAUCAUAGUGUGCAAAAGAUAAUUAUUACCAAUGACGAACCAAUCUCAUCGGCAAUUAAUGCAAAUACUACCGACGUGUUACAGUCAAACUCUAUUGAUAACCUGCCAACCAGUCACGUAUUAGACGAAGAAGUAAAUGUUUCUCUUCCAAAGACUGUGCCAGCGCCACAAAAGAUUUAUAAAUCUUUCAGUGAUACUCAAAAUUUCUUGUCCCACCACAAAGCGAAUCAAGAAAGGAUAAACAAUAAUAAUAUUGAGGCAUGGCAAUCAAAACGUUCCAUUAGUGACUUUUCGCUCAAAUCGGCUUUUGCUGAAUCGGAUAGUAGUUUACCAUGUCAGUGUUCUUCUAAGCAACCCAUAUCACCGACAGAUACCACAUCGCCCUCUUCACCGACUUUGCCAAUAUCAUUACAGUCCCAGAAAUCGUCUGGUGGGUUAAACCAGAAAAAUUCACAGUCCCUUCCAAGCGUUCCACAAUCGAACGAUACGAAUAGUCCGCAUUGGCUUAGUUGUGAGACUCUUGCGUCGUCGCGUCGGUCUGAACCAAAAUCUGGGUUGGACGAUUUGCAAUCAAAUUGCAGUGAUCAAACAACUAUUUUCCACUUGGAUAACGAAUGGUCCCUAUCGGCUUCAUCUUUGUCGCCAACAUCUCAGCCCACGCUAAUCACCGGAAAUAGUGGCCACAUCUCAAGGGGUCCAGUUGUGCUAAAACGAAUUCCAGAGAUACACUCAUUCGGGCAUAUUCCGCAAAUUCAGUCGAAUACUCAGAAAAGCGCUAAUGUGCGUGAAGAAGGCGAAAAAGAGGUUAAUAUGGAGAAACGUCGGAAUACCUUGGAUCGUUUUCAACGUUUAGGCUUCGGUCGAAAGAGUACACCAACGCCGAGUGGGGCGUCCACGGAAAGCGGUGGCUCCUCACGAAAUCGUAAAUCCACUGAGAAAUCAGAGCGAUUGAGGGAACUAACAGAACUGCUGCGCGGCAAUAGAUCUUCGCCAACUCCGCCACCUAUACCGCCGCCACGGAAGCCACGUCAUGGAUCUCACUCGGCGUCUAAUAGCUUGGAACGUUCUGAAACACAGGCGCACGCUCCUGCGGUGAGGACUCUUUCUGCUACCACUUCCUCAUUGGACAAUACUCCGUUGUCAUUCAUGUCGGCCCGGUCUGAUGGCAUCAUGCUGAUGGACCAAGAUGAGCAAGCUGCUGACUAUCCUUCUGCUGGUACAAGUACGAAAGACUCUGUUAAGAUAGAUGCAAAAAACGAUUUUAGCAGAAGCGAUCUGCCGUCGAAAGCAGAAGUUUCAGGAACAGAAGCAAGAGCAGCAGCAGCGCAGGCGGUAGCAACAACUAAAUCGCUGACAUCAACAGCCAAACUAUCCGAUACACUCAAACCAAAUGCCAGUCUGUCGAAUUUCGAAUCGCUGAUGUUGAUGGGCAGAGAGCAAUCAAAGUCCCCGCCACAGCGACCCGCUGCAAAUGUUGUCGCAAGUGGCUCUGUAAAUGCCGACAGUGCACAGCUGGCCAACAGUUCGGAUAUAGCUACCAAGCUGGGCAGACCAGAAUCUCGCACGGUAAUCGGCUCAUACACCCAGAAGGGCAUUCCAUUUCGUUCAGCUUCGUUUUCUCAAAUUGAUAUUUCGUCUGGAAAGUACAAAAAGUGUUCGUGGAGCGCAUUGCGUGAUCGUUUAUGGCGUGAAAAAGUGGUUGGAUCAGUUGAUUCCGCAACGAAUACGAAAAAAGGCAGAAUCGAAGAAGCAAGUGGCGCAUUGACGUCUGCCGUUGCAACUGAAGUGAAAGUGAAUUCUGAGCCAGAUUGGAUUUACAUACCGUUGAAAAAGAAAACUGAAAUGAGUAUUAACUUAAAUUACGGUCAAGAUAUGAGUAAUCUAGAGAAGGUAAUCGAAUCGCCCGAUAUUAUACCCGAAGAAGAUAUAUUCAACACUGAUGCAGAACAUUCCUCUAGUGCUACCGAAGACAGUAAAGAGGCGGUUUUAAAAACUAAUCUUGUAAUAGCACACGCUAAAAUGGAGUCGUUAACAGACACGAUUCAUUCCGAAAACGACUUUACGAUUGAGGCGGAGGAAGUAGCUCUGGCUAUUCAGCCAGUGUCAGCUGUUGUGGAGUCGGAAGAGGGUUUAGUUGAACAGGCAAAAGUCAUUGAACAGCCAACUAUUCAGGAGCCUAUUAACGCAGAGCUAAUGGAACCGAAUGUGGCAAUGUUAAUGGAAGAACGAAUGCCACUUGAAUCGCCUCCUGAUAAUUUUUUACAGACAGCAACCACUUGCCUGAUUCCGGUGCCAGUUUACGAGUGUGCUGCCCAGGAGUGGCGUUUGGAGAAUCCUCCGCAGGAAUGGGUGGAGGUUCAGCCUGAAGAGUUUGGCAUAAUACCGGAAGCAAUAGAGCCGCUAUUAUCGCUUAGUGACUGCGUAAAUGUAAAGCAUGUAUCAAAAACGGCGCAGGAGUACCGCGUGGAAAAUCUUCCAACAAUUUCAGUUAGUCGUUCUUCAGAAGAAGCAGACGAUAAAUGCAUUUUGAGGCGGAAAGAUACCUUUGAUGAAGAGUUCUGUGACCUUGUGGAGAGGCGUCAAGCGUCAAUAGAUACGGCUGAACUCAGCAAGAGAUAUAGCAAUGACGAUGACCGAUGUCUAGGUAAGGAGAAACGAGCAUCUUUAGAAGCCAUUACUACUCGACACAGUACAGACGAGCGCAAACGCAUUGACAAGUCGAAGCGGCGGAAGGGAAUGUAUAUUGAUAAUGCUGCUUGGAGCGAGUCUCCUGAUGUGGAAGCGCACAGCAGGGGUUUGGCGUUGGACAUUUCACUGGCUAACUUAAAUGUCAUCAAACCGGACACGCCAGAUGAAUGUGCAAUAAUGUAUAUUAAUAGCCCACCCACAGAUGAAAAAAGGACGCCAGGCUCCCUAUACUCACCUGAAAUAAAUACCCCGGAAUCGGAUAAGCCGCCAGAAUGGACAAAGGCGGAUCGCCUUGCUAGUUUUAGCCUUCAAAGUUCCGAGGAUAAGGAAGAUAUUCAGGGUGUAAUGGGUAGUGGGGGUAACCUUUCACGCAACAAUCAAAGUUUUCCUUUCUUACGUACUGACUCAGUGUCCGACAACGAAAGUGAUCGGGGUCCAUCAUAUUGUCGCGAGCACGCCAGUCCAAGUCCUGUUCCUGGUGACUACGAUUUUAAGCGGUAUUCAAAACGACCACUCCGUGGGCCUUACGGUCAAAUGCUGGAAAAGGAAAUGAAGAAGCCCAACAAAAUGCAUUUCGAGGAAAUAUUGGAGGACCUCCGUGAAUCUGAGGUUUCCUCGCAACCGCGCCGCCCACGUAUCGCUUAUGAUGAUUCCAGCGCCAUUACGGCGACCAGUACCCGAAAUAUACCUCACCAUUCGAAUUCGAUGCGAGUACGCAAGUCAAAUACAUUUCUGCCUGUACCGGCACAUGCAAGAGCAGCCUCUACGCCAUCUCAAAUAGAGAAUGUAAGCAAAAGCGGAGCCAUCGGCAGCUUGGAGAAGAUUCAUCCACACGAGAAGCGCUACCAAAGCACGCUGGAUAACUCAGUAACUUCUGCUGACAAGGAUUAUCAAGAUGCGGGGCAUCAUUAUCCAAAUCACCAUCUUCACCAACGCGAAGUAAAACGCGCAGCUUCGGAGGCUCCUGCUCAAAAAAGCCAUCAUAACAAACGCAGUCAAUCGAUGAGCGGAGAAAAAACCGCCUCGGGUGGUACACAUAUCGUACACCAGGCAAAUCGUAGCCUCGAUGCUACUACCAGCGGAAGCGCCAGGGGCAAUUCCAAUUCCGGUAAAAGCUCCACAAUUGUACCGUCACAGGAACUGUUGGCCGAACUGCUGAAAGGCUCCAGUGAGAAGUUGAUAUCUGAGCAGCGCCAACAAAUGGCAGCGGAUACACGCACCCACGUUGUACAAGAAAUCUUACGUAACGAACAGUCAUAUGUUGAGUCACUGCAAACAAUCGUCACAAAAUAUCUGAAGGUACUCAAAUCUCCCGAGCAUGCUGGCAUGAUCGAUUCACGUACUGUGGACGAGAUUUUUUUUAUGGUACCCGAUAUACUGGAGAUUCACGAAAAAUUUCAUGCUGAGCUGAAAUCGCGUUGGGAAAGUUGGGAGGCGAACCAGAAAGUUGGCGACGUUUUUCUUGAAACGUUUUCAAAGCUGGAGGUGCUGGAAGUAUACACUUCAUUUGUGAAUAACUGCAACCGCGCGAAGAACGCUAUCCGCACUACGAAACACCAACGACCAUCGUUUGCGAAAUUCUUGGAAAUAACUGCCCGCGAGCAUAAAGGAAAAUUGACGCUAGACAACCUACUCAUCAAACCGGUACAAAAGUUCCCUAAUUACGAAAUGCUCUUUCAAAGACUUAUAAAGCACACUGAUCGCCAUCAUCCCGAUCAAAAGCAUCUACAGGACGUGCUAAAGCUUGUCCACGACAUACUUGUUCAUAUCAAUUGUAAGGAGCGCGAAAUACUUGAAAAUGGGCAACGCGAAGCUACUUUGCGGGAGCUCGAAGGUGUUAUCGAAGGUAUCACAGACCUGAUAACACCCGAUCGGCAAUUUCUACUCUUCGAUUUGGUUUCAAUGCCGUCCGGGCAGGGUGCACGUAAAGAGCGCGGCUUCUUUCUGUUCAAUGAUUUAUUGGUGUUGACAAGUAUCAAGAAACGUAGCGGUACGAUACGAAAGCCUAAUCCCUCUACCUGCCCUGGUACUGUAGCCUCUACUUUGGAUACUAACAAAUACAAGUUCCUUACAAAAAUCUCCCUCGACUGUUUAGAAAUUGUGAAGACUAAAGAUGAAAACGUGAAACGCAUAAUGAAUGAAAUUGAAAAUUUGGCCGAAGACUGCAAUAAAUUACAACAAAUCGCCGACAUCACUGCAUCGCUGCAAUAUCCACACCAGUAUUUGGAGGAUGUCAUACGUGAACUUCUAAGAGAUGUGCAGCGGCAGCUGUCGGAACGUCAGACAAAUGACACGCAACUGAAUCUGCUGGAACUGCUGGUCAAUUCACCGAACGGAAGCCAAAAACUAUCGAUCGUCUUCAGCAAAGCUGAGAAACGCACUCAGUGGGAGGUGACCUUCAAUGAAGCUAAACAGAAAAUGGCUGCCACACUCGAGCGACACCCCAUUCCAGAGUUUUUGAUGUCUAUACCAAUACGGAAAACUCGUGCAGGACUACAGUUUACAUGCGCUGCGGCCACGCUCAGCGAGAAGCGCGAUGUGUGGGUGUGCAACAGCGACGGAUACGUAGGACAAGUGUGCAUUAUGUCUCUCUACCCGGAGCCAAACGUGACCAGCUGCAAUGGCGUUUGUAAUGCUCGAAUUCUUUGCGUGGCCUCAGUACCUGCCUACAACCCAAACAAUAGGAACUCCGCAAAUAGUGGCACGCAGCAGCCAAAACAGUCGCAUCCACUCAGCGCCAGUACUACGCCACAACACAGCUACACGCAGAAAUUGAGGGACUAUCGCAAAAGCAUCUCGCCGAACUUCCAACCAUCAACUGUGAUUGGCACACCGGAAAAGAAAAAGACGCCAUCAGCACCUGUAGCGGUUGCGGUGAACUCAACUGACUCCGGCAACGCCUCCGCAACGGGUAAUGCAAGUAGUCACGGCAGUGCUGAAAACCAACUUGAUUUGAAUCUAAGUUCCAGUGAUGACGAGACAGAUACUGGUCUUAUAAACGUUAGUGCUGUUGCUGAAGCUAUAUGCAGUAACGGCAGCAGCACCGUAGAACGCGUACCCAGUCCUGCUCCCUCGGUGCAGGCAAUCGCUUCGGUGACAUUGCCGGGCAGCAGUAGUAGCGGAACACCAUCGCAUCACUCGCACCAAGACUCAAAUCCAGACGAUGGCGAUGGAAAUUUAUCAACUAUGUGGAUUGGCACGGAAGACGGCUGCAUUCAUGUGUACAAUAGCACCGAUAAUAUUCGCAUCAAGAAGAAUAGAAUUAAGAUUGAACAUCAGUCGGCUGUGUAUUCCAUUUUGUACCUGGAUAAUCGUGUAUUUGUUUCUUUGGCCAAUGGUGAUAUCUGUGUAUAUCUUCGAGAUGGAGUUGCCUGGAACACUAGUUUGUCGCACUGUCUUUCAAUCGGCACCGUAACAAGUCCUGUAACCAAGUUGCUGAAUGUGCAAGGAAAGCUGUGGUGCUCCAUACAAGGCAUUAUAAAGGUUUUGGAUACAGAUACUCUCCUGGUGGUCAAUAAAAUACAAAUCUCAUCCGACUCAAAACCAAUCACCAACAUGACUGUGUCGAACAAUUACGUGUGGAUUUCAAUUCAAAACUCGGCCCAUAUAAAGUGUUUUCAUUCCAUGAGUCACCAGUUAAUAGCCGAAGUCAAUCUGGCGCCGGCUGUGAAUAAAAUGCUGUCGAAUUGUGAUGAGAUCAUUCGCCAGCACAAAGCCGCCUGCUUACGUGUCACAUCGUUGCUAUCCUGCAGAGACCUCAUUUGGAUCGGCACAAGUGCAGGCGUCUUGCUCACAAUUCCGGCGCAGGGCUUCGAGAAGGGAGUGCAAAAUGUUGUGCCUACUGGAAUACCGCACGGCCACACGGGACAUGUGCGCUUCCUGACAUUUGUUGAGACCAGCGGUCUAACUUCGGAAGUCAGUUGCAGUAGCACAGGCUCAGCAGGCCGUGAUACCGAAAAUGCGGGGAGCAGUAGUGAGUACAGGAGCCAAAGUUCUGCGAAGCAUUUGAAGCCAAAGCCGGAAUCCAGUACUAUUCUAGUAAUUUCUGGUGGCGAUGGCUACGAAGACUUCCGUAACUCGGGCGCGAAUUCAUUAAGCGAAAUCGCCGGUCGUGAGGACAGCACCAAUCAUUUGCUUAUAUGGCAAAUUUGAAGUAGGCGCCGCAAGAAUCGCUGGAAGGAACUACUUUCACGGUGGAAAAACAACAACUAGUGGUGGCAGCGUAGACCGGGCGGGUACCGGCGAAAGCGUGGAAUCAAUCGACACACGAGCACAAGCAUCUAAAUACAUAUGUAGAAUGCAAUGACUUAGUGACGAUACGCACACUUUCUGGCAAAGAGGCAAUUUUAUGCGUUAAUACGUUUCCUGCUUCGCGACUACCGAACGGAUAAUGAAACAAAACAUAAACACACAAACAACGCAAACAAGCGUUGAUAUCCAAAAAAACGGGAUAAUUUGUAAUCGGAUAAUUGUUUGCACACUUUUAUUUUUACUGACUACGCCAAUUGGGCUAUGCGAAUGUAAAAUUUCGACUCGUAGACUUAAAUACCUACUAGUUAUUGAGAUUAUGUAUUAUUGCUGAAAAGCUCACAUACACAACACACGCCUACGUACAUUCAUAUAGGCAUACAUCAACGGCGGCACUUGUUUUGCCGCCCAAACGAUUCUAAUAAUUCGAAAAGCGAGAAUACAAAUAUGUUUUAAAUAAUGGAUAAGGUUAUAAAACAAUUUUACAUAUACAUACAUAUGUAUAGAAUGUAAGUGUUUGUUUAUACGUUUUAACAUUUGCGUAAACUUUAAAUUUCGUUCCGACGUUUUCAACUACCAAAUUUUUACAUACAUACAUAUGCCCACAGAUAUGUAUGUAUACAUAUGAAAAAUAUACACACGCUCAUACAUACUUACCCCUAUGUACUUAGAAUUGAUGUUAAGUGCGUGAGGUGCGUACCGAGCCCUAACCGCCAAAAAGACGUAAGCGACUUUUUUCAAAAUUUUAUUUUUGAUUCAGAAAUGCAUUUAGAUGUUCUAGGAAUAUUUCUGCAUCAAAAAGAAAAUUUUGAAAAAAAUGUCGCUUACGUAUUUUUGUCGGUAAGGGCUCGAUAUGUACAUAUCUACAUUCAUACCUUAGUAUAGAAAGGCCCUUUCUAAAGCUUUUGUGGCUUUACAGAGUAGCUACAACACUUUAAAAAACUGAAGUUCUUAAGUUGGAAAUUCCUUCAAAAUCCUGGGUGUAAUAAACUUUCAAACUAAUUUAUUGAUGUAGUAGUUGUUUUUAAAUUAUUUUAGGCAGUUCGAAAGAAAAUGAGUU